AUAUAUUACUAAUUAAUCAGUCCAAAAUGCCUGCGUUCAUCAAAUUAUUAAUACUGCUGAUGCCAGCCUGCUUUUCUCUACAAAUUGAACAAUUUAAAAAAGAAGAUGUUUGCACUGCUGAAGCUCAAAAGUUGGGCGAAGAUUCAGAACUAAAGACCUGUACCAAGAUGACACAUUCAAAGGUUUACAAAUCGUCAAGUGAAAGAGAAGUUAUCGUCAGAAUUAUGAAAUCUAGGAUAAUACAUCAACGAUAUCCUCUCAACUUUAAUAUAACAAUUUUAAGAAUUUGGCAUGGAAACUAUACCUCAAUAGACAAUUGCUGUAGCUUGGAUAAACCUUGUAAACUCCCAGCAUCUGACGGAGCAGAAUACACCAUUGUUGCACCGACAGCCAGUAGAAUUUAUCCAUUUUGUCAUAAAACAAUUCAUGUUACUCGAGGGAUGCCAGAAUGGUGUUAUAUCAAUCCAAAGUGUCCUUGUGUAUAUUUAGACAAUGGAACUCUGACUCUUAACGAUACAUACUAUGACCUAUGCGGUACUGACUGCUCUAAAGGAACAAAAACGGAUUUCUGUUUCUUUGAGCUCCCUGGCAGGUUUGGACAAUACGGACACAAGACAAGUUACGGAUUAACAGUUAAUGUUCAAAACGUAACUUUCAGCAGGAAGAGAGCUUGUGAGGAAGGAAAGAGAAGAGAAGGUGUAUUGAGUUCCUUAUCAAGUUUGUUUCAAUCGUACGAUGCAAAACCUGGCAACACCAUUUGUGCGUACUACCGGAUGAAAACGAACUACACGGCGGAUUGGCGUCGUCAUCCUAUAUGUUUGACAGAUCCCGUGCCGUUUCCGUGGAGAAUAAUUCUGAUAAUCGUUGCCAUCUCGUUAACUGUCCUGAUAGUGUUGAUCGGUUUGGCAAUCUUGUAUAGAAAACAUAUAAAAACUUGUUUCCCAUCCUACAAGAAAACGGUGGAAGAAAUGAAGUCGAUGAAGUUUGAUUUAUCGACAAAUUCAGAAGACGGAUCGUUCAAAAAAUAUGAAAAAGAUAUAGAGAUUCCGAACAAGAUUCUUGGAAAUGGAGAUACACCUUAUCGCCGAGUCAGUCUUGAAACGCAACGUUAUAUUAUUGUACCGUCGUCCAACCAUCGUUGCACAUCAGGAUCCUCAAUAAAUGAAGAUGAAGACCAAAUAUUUCAUGAAAGAUCUAACAGAGUGGACGACGACGACGAUCAACUUUCCGAAAAAACUGUCGAAACUCCAUGUGAUAAUGAGGAACAAGACUCGAAAGAAUUUUUUCCACCUGAUGAUAACAACGACGAACCUGAAGUAUCCGGAUACAUGCAAAAAGACUUCCAUUCUGCGUUAGAACCUACUGUGGUUUCAGACUUGAACGAAAUAGAGUUUUGUCCUUAUCAAAGUAAAUUUAUAUCUUUUACCUCAACUUAUGAUCAGUCUCACUCAGACACAGAGGUAGAAAUUGACUCUAAUGAGGAAAACGAUAAACUAAAGGCUGAACAGACAUUUCUGAACAAAUUCAAACUGCUAUCAAACUCAAGCAAAUUAAACGAAGAAGAUUUAAAUGCGGAUGCUCCAGAAUAUAUGAUGCAUUCUCAAAACUCUUUAUGGACAAAGAGCACUUCCACACUAGAAAACAUAGAUUGGACUACAAUGGACGAUGGGUAUGUCCCAAAAGAAGCAGUGCGAAUUUUGCCUGCUAAUAAAUUGUCGUCCAAUAUAUUACAUUCUACGCCAUCUACACCUCAAAAAAAAAUUUUGCCGGCAUUAAACGAGGCGGUUGUUUCAACUGACGGGGAUUACAUGAGCAAAAACGCUUUGUUUUGAAACAUUCCUGAAUAAUCAUAUAAUCUGAUCUAUUUAGAAACUUCAAUAAAAGAAAUGCAUUCAAAAAUUCACGUACAUUCACAAAGCAGUACUAAAACAAGCUCAUCCCAAUUCUAAAAAAAAACUCUAUCCCAUUUGUGGUUACGAAGCUUAUUAACAUUAUUUCGUUAUCUUAUCCGGGUACGAUUAGAAUAUUGUGAUUGGUUCACCAAUUCACAUAAAGUUUUUAUGCUACAUCCAGCCUCCUCAUUUGCUACCUCAUACACUGUGAUUAUUUUUGAAAAUAUUUUAUCUAAUGACGUCUCUAAAUAAGAGUUUCCAUUUUUUUAUUAUCAAAUACAUUGUUUUUUGUCAGUUUUCUUCCACCGUUUUUCAUGAACUAUCUCAGCUUGGGAAUAUAUUAUUUUAUUCCUGCACGCCCUCAAAUUACUAGCAUUUGACUAGCAAGGCCGGAACAAAAAGGUGAAAAUGCAAUAUUAUCAGUCCAUCAGUAUCAAUCAUAUUUGUUUGUAUGUAAACCCAAAGCAGGGUUGUUUGGACAAAGAAUUAAAUACAAUUUUUAUGUAGGCCGAAAAUAUCAAACUUAAAAUAAGAAGCAAAAUGUUUGAAUCGCAAGCAGGGUUACAGGCCAAAAAGAUUAAACAAAACUGUUAGGUCGACCAAGAUUUUUGGGAAUUGACUGAAAAUCAGAAUAAUAAAAAAAAGUUCAGUAUUGUUUUAUUUAAUACCACUUCCAAAUUUAAAGCCUUUUCUACUUAAAGUAAAUUCAGGUUGGUUUCAGUUUGUGUUUCCGGGUUUGGUUUCCAAGUUACAAUUCUUGUACUUGCAAGCAGAGUCGAAUUGAAAAAUAUUGUUUCUAUCUGUAUUCAUUUUCAACCAACCAUUGUAGUUUGGUCUGGAUUUUCAUAGAAUUACCUCCGCAAAUCAACCAAAUUACCUUGUAGAAACUAUAAAAACACGACGUUUUGUUGCUAUAGUUAAUUUUUUAUUUUAAUAACAAUCGGUUUUAUGUUUAAAUAUAUAUUUUGUUAUUAUCCUGCUAUGUAUUAUUUUCGAAGUAUAAAUUUUAAUGUCAACGCAAUCGAAGCGUGACUAAAUAAGUAGAUUGUAUAUUUGAUUAUGCGGUGUUGUUUCUGAACGAGGUUGGAACAACAUUUUGUCAAAUAUCCUCAGAAAUUUGGGUACUCCCGUAGUAUGUGUACCAGGUUAGGAUUAGGCCAUAUUUUUAUUUUAUUUUCCUUAUUUUGUUUAUAUUGCGAGUUCGGGGACUGUUUGUGUUAGCGAAGUCAAUAUACCCCCUGCCCGUAGGCUUCCGUCUCUUUACACAUAUGUAUCCGUGUAUGCUGUUAAAUCUCUUACCUAACGGGGGGUUUAACUAUUCAAAAAGAGAACGACUAAGCCUCAGCGCCGGUGUAGUUGUUUCAAACUGACAAUUCCCAAUUCUAAAGCCUCAAUAUGACGAACAAAAAUGAAACGAUAUAAAAGGGUUUAUGUAACGGUACUGUGUUUUGAGUAUUCUGAGACAAAACUUAAUAAAAUACACUACAUUUGGUAAAGUUACCAUUAUUCUCCCACGUCUUCACUCCAGGGUGUUGUAUAAAUAGUGCCAAAAAGCUACUAUUUAUCAAAGACCGGAAUUUCAGAGAUUCGGAAAUGUUUACCCAUUUUUUUUUACAUUCCGAGUAUUGAUCCGAGACCUCUAACUAUCGAUUUCAGCAUAGUUAGGGCUUUAACUAUUGGACUAUCUCCCCCACGAUUUUGGUACAGAAAAAUAUGAUGAGUUGGAUAAUUUUAUCAUUAUAUUUACUUUAGUAAACCAUUCAAUUCGUUUUUUAUUUUUAAAAAAAUUUGAAAGUGGUGACAUUUUUUGACAACAACAGGAUAUAAUUACCAUAAAAUGGCCGGAAGUGAACACACCAUAAAGUGAAUGUAUACUUAAUACUAUUUUUCAACAAUCAUCAUCUUGAGAUUUAAUUCUAUAUUGAUAGAUUCAUCUCGUAUAGUGGGGUUAUUAUGUUUCUGAAUAGCCAUUAGAGAUUUGGCUUAUGCAUGUCGAUUUUUAUCUUGAAUAUUUGUGAUUUAUAUCGUAUAGUUUUCGAUGACAAAGAACGCUUUUUUUGCAUUAUAUGACAAUAAAUACCGUUUAAAUCGUGGUUGAAACUCAAAUGUUGUCAUAGUUGUUAUGUUUUUUUCAAGGGAAAAAAUAAAGAGGUUGAAAUGUAAUGAUAUCAUCGAACCCGUUCUUAAAAUGUUCUGAUAUCAGCGAACCCGUCCUUGAAAUGUUCCGAUAUCAUCGAACCCGUUCUUGAAAUGUUCUGAUAUCAUCGAACUCGUUCUUGAGA
Molecule: messenger RNA, 4174 nt
Organism: Styela clava
Lineage: Eukaryota; Metazoa; Chordata; Ascidiacea; Stolidobranchia; Styelidae
Source: RefSeq, a predicted model, not a curated record